CUCUGUAUACAAACAUACAUACAUAUGUAGGGAGGGACAAUUGCAUUCAUAUAUAGUGGGCUAUCUUAUGCAAUCUAACGCAUUUAAAGUGUUACCCUUGUCUACCCCAUCCAGGAGAAUCCGCUGCGUGACAUUUGGUAUUUCCGAGGACAACCUGAACGCAGCACCAGCGUCGCCGUGUUGCGUUGAAGAGGCUCCCGGGAGAGUUGGACGCGUCAUGUGUGUUAAAUGAGCGGCCUGGGGUGAGUUACACCGCUGCAAAUAUCGCUUAGAUUUAACCGUAGUACCUUCUUUUUUCGUCCCUCAGCAAAUUGGAGAACAUGUCCAGCUAGCCCAAUAACAUUUGUUCUACAAUCCGUGACUUUGCUGUCAUUUAUAAUUUACGAAACCCGCGCACCGACAUCCUUCAUAAAGUUACAGUUAAUUCUUCGAGAAGUUUUUUCUUUUCUUUUACUUUCUGAGCUGCAACCAUGCAGCAGGAGCUUUUGUUCAAAGUCCUGGUCAUCGGUGACCUGGGAGUCGGAAAAACGUCCAUCAUCAAGCGGUACGUGCAUCAGAUCUUCUCCCAGCACUACCGAGCCACCAUCGGCGUGGACUUCGCCCUGAAGGUGCUGCAGUGGGACAGAGACACUGUGGUCCGACUACAGCUGUGGGACAUAGCAGGACAGGAGCGUUAUGGGAACAUGACCCGUGUCUAUUACCGGGAGGCGGUGGGAGCGCUGGUGGUGUUCGACGUGACGAGGGCCUCCACGUUCGACGCCGUGCUGAAGUGGAAGGAGGACCUGGACUCCAAGGUGACCCUGAAUCCUGGCAGGCCGGUCCCAGCUGUGCUCUUGGCCAAUAAGUCGGACCAGCUGGCCUCCCAGCAGCCCAAACUCGACUCCUUCUGCAGGGAGAACGGCUUCGUCGGCUGGUUCGAGACCUCUGCAAAGGAAAACGCAAACAUUGAGGAGGCGGCUCGCUGCUUGGUGCAGCACAUCCUGAACAACGAGGAGAGCCCGGCGGUAGAACGGGACCCCGGCGCCGCUGUUCUGUCCGCGUACACCAACACCGCCAAGGAUCAUCUCAACUGCUCUUCGUGUACGAAAUGCUGACAGCGGACCAAUCACAGGCAAAGCAGGAAGUCAACGGCUGAACUGAGUCUGACUCGGUUUGAAAAAAAAAGACUGUUUGUAAAAAACAAAUAAAAAAACAAACGCAGCCUCAAUCCAAAGCGAUGAAUGAAGACAAAUGUAAAUUGUAAAAGCCAAUGUUGGUGGACCAACAACAUAUCUGCAUGACAAAAGAUGGAGUUGCACAACCUCUUAAAAUUUUACAUUUAAAAUGUGUAACUUCAAUGUAAGUUAUAGAAUGAUAGGCAUUGCAUUUUCAGACUUACAUGUCAAACUUUCAUAUUUCACAACUUUCCCACAGAUGAUUUUUUGCGUUCACAUGUUUGGCAUGUGUGCAUGUUGACAUACAUUUGCUCGUUUGACAUUCGGCUGCGCGGACAGCUCUCAAGCUUUGUUUUUCAGCCGGAACACGAGCAUAGAAACAUUUGGCCUUCUUGCAUUCUUUGCACUUUAGCUUAGCUUACUUACUUACUAUCGUGCGGCCCGUUGUUAGAUUAGGGGACAAGAAUGAGUAAAGGAAGACUUUAAGGGAUAUGACAAAAAGCUAGAGAUGCGUAUUCUUAAAACUGUCUGAAUGUCCAACAGCAUCAGACAGCAUCUCUAUUAUCCUUUUGAAAUUUUUGUUGUGAUCGAGCCAAUUUAAAAUGUAAUCGCACCGGUGGUUGGUUAAUAAGACUGUGAUUGAUAUCAAUAAAAUUCUGUACACAAAAAACCAACGUG
This is a messenger RNA of Gasterosteus aculeatus aculeatus (three-spined stickleback), 1832 nucleotides long. It is a transcript of the gene rab38c, whose product is annotated as RAB38c, member of RAS oncogene family. Gene Ontology annotation, cellular component: trans-Golgi network; Golgi apparatus; phagocytic vesicle. Gene Ontology annotation, biological process: phagosome-lysosome fusion; endosome to lysosome transport. The record is from RefSeq and is a predicted model, not a curated record. NCBI's taxonomy places the organism in Eukaryota, Metazoa, Chordata, Actinopteri, Perciformes, Gasterosteidae. Gene Ontology annotation, molecular function: GTPase activity; GTP binding.